This is a messenger RNA of Echinostoma caproni, 267 nucleotides long. Lineage: Eukaryota; Metazoa; Platyhelminthes; Trematoda; Plagiorchiida; Echinostomatidae. The record is from the annotation of a GenBank genome assembly.
AUGUUCACACCAAAGGGCACACAGGGACCGAAGGGUUCACCGUUGAGUAAGUCAACACCAAAACCUAAAGGAAAUCCGCUGAGGGAGUUGAUGGGCAGCGAAGCGGAGGUGGUUGGCGCGGAGAAAAACACCACCGCUUUCAGCCCCGCAGCAUUUGCGAAGCUAAAACCUGUAGCACAGAAAUCCGCUGCCUCGGAGCAAGAUAAUCGCAGGAACGGAUCGCAGGGAACCAAUUCACGCGAACAGGUGUCAGAGGAACGCAUCUGA